GUUUAUUAUCAAGCUCUGGCCCCCCUCUCCCCUUCUCUUUUAUCUCUCUUCACGACGACGACGGCGAGCCAAUUGCCGUCAAGUUAACGGAAAGAAUCUGCAAAUCUCACCGGCCAAAGCCAAACCAAGUGUUCUUCAGCUGUUGAUAAAUUCUGCAUCUCUCUCUUUCGCUCUCAAUUUCUUCAUCGGCUAUCUUCAAUGGACGAGGUAAUCACGGCCGCUGAUGCGACGUCUACCCUGCGAUCGUAUUCAUCGGAGACGUCUGUUGUGCCCUGGAACCUCCCUCUCCUCUCCGCCUUCCUUGCCUGCGCUCUCGCUCAGUUUCUCAAGCCCUUCACCACCUGCAAGGCUUGCGAAAGGUUGAAAGAUAAGAGAUGGGAUUCUAGAAGGAUGGUAAGCUCAGGUGGUAUGCCAUCUUCACAUUCAGCAACUGUAACUGCUCUUGCAACAGCUAUUGGUUUACAAGAAGGAAGUGGAGGACCAGCAUUUGCCAUUGCCGUUGCUUUGGCAUGCGUUGUAAUGUAUGAUGCAACUGGUGUUAGGCUUCAUGCUGGUCGGCAAGCCGAGUUACUGAAUCAAAUUGUGUGUGAGCUGCCUCCCGAACAUCCUGUCUCUAGUGUUAAACCUUUACGAGAUUCACUUGGUCAUACUCCACUCCAGGUUGUUGCAGGUGCUUUGUUAGGUUGUAUUGUAGCAUACCUAAUGAGAAGCAGCAGCUCCAGCAACUAGGUGAAUGUUGUACAUUAACUGAUUGCCAAUAUUACCAAACAUUGAAGAGGCAUUCGAGCUUCGUAAGUGUGGAGACAACAUCAUAUCUACGAAGUAAGAAGGCUCAAAGAUUAAAGUACAGAAUACCCACCCUGAUUUGGGAUUCUAAUUAUUGAAAAGCUUUGUUUAGUUGUUCUUAAUCCUAGCUUCGGUGCUUGUUUCCAAGAACUUCUCCUCCUGUCUUGGCAUGAAAUGAAAUUUUAACUAUGAUAUGACAGCAGCAGCUCUUUUGUCUCUCUGUGUAUUUGUGGAUAAUUUGAUACUCUUUUGUUUGUGGUUGUGUUAGAUUGACUGUGCUGUACUGCAGAAUAUAUAUAUUAGAGAAUGAUAAUCAUUCUGCUCCUUGUUAA
Molecule: messenger RNA, 1118 nt
Organism: Diospyros lotus (date-plum)
Lineage: Eukaryota; Viridiplantae; Streptophyta; Magnoliopsida; Ericales; Ebenaceae
Exons: 6
Coding region: 199-729 (176 amino acids)
Source: RefSeq, a predicted model, not a curated record